AUGGGGAUCUGGUCAGACGUCGGGCGUCAGGAUUAUCCUAAACUGUGGACACAGGGUCAGGAUUACCCUAAACUGUGGACACGAACUACAGGAUUCUGGUCAGACUUCAGGGGUCAGAAUUACCCUAAGCUGUGGACACGAACAACAGGAUUCUGGUCAAACUUCGGGGAUCAGGAUUAUCCUACAUUGUGGACACGAACAACAGGAUUUUGGUCAAACUUCGGGGAUCAGGAUUACCCUACACUGUGGACACGAACUACAGGAUUCUGGUCAGACUCCGUGGGUCAGGAUUACCCUAAACUGUGGACACCUACCACAGACUUCUGGUCAAACUUCGGGGGCUUCUGGUCAAACUUCGGGGGUCAGGAUUACCCUAAACUGUGGACACGAACAACAGGCUUCUGGUCAAACUUCGGGGGUCACGAUUACCCUAAACUGUGGACACGAACUACAGGACACUGGUCAAACUUCGAGAGUCAAGAUUACUCUGAACUGUGGGCACGAACCACAGGGAUCUGGUCAGACGUCGGGGGUCAGGAUUAUCCUAAACUGUGGACACAGGACUUCGGCGGUCAGGAUUACCCUAAAUUGGGGACACCUACCACAAACUUCUGGUCAAACUUCGGGGGUCAGGAUUACCCUAAACUGUGGACACUGUGGACACAGGGUCAGGAUUACCCUAAAUUGUGGACACGAACUACAGGCUUCUGGUCAAACUUCGGGGGUCAGGAUUACCCUAAACUGUGGACACGAACAACAGGCUUCUGGUCAAACUUCGGGGGUCAGGAUUACCCUAAACUGUGGACACAGACUACAGGCUUCUGGUCAGGCGUCAGGGGUCAGGAUUAUCCUAAACUGUGGACACGAAUUACAAGGUUCUGGUCAGACGUCAGGGGUCAGGAUUACUCUAAACUGUGGACACGAACUACAGGUCUCCGGUCAAAUUUCAGGGGUCAGGAUUACCCUAAACUGUGGACACGAAUUACAGGACCCUGGUCAGACUUCUGGGGUCAGGAUUAUUCUAAACUGUGGACACGAACUACAGGCCUCUGGUCAGACGUCGGGGGUCAAGAUUACUCUAAACUGUGGACACGAACUACAGGCUUCUGGUCAGACUUCGGGGGCUUCUGGUCAAACUUCGGGGGUCAGGAUUACCCUAAACUGUGGACACGAACUACAGGCCUCUGGUCAAAAUUCGGGGGUCAGGAUUACUCUAAACUGUGGAUACGAAUUACAGGACCCUGGUCAGACUUCUGGGGUCAGGAUUUCCCUAAACUGUGGACACGAACUACAGGCCUCUGGUCAGACUUCGGGGGUCAAGAUUACCCUAAACUGUGGACACGAACUACAGGGUUCUUGUCAGACUGCGCGGGUCAGGAUUACCUUAAACUGUGGACACGAACCUCAGGGUUCUGA
Molecule: messenger RNA, 1416 nt
Organism: Liolophura sinensis
Lineage: Eukaryota; Metazoa; Mollusca; Polyplacophora; Chitonida; Chitonidae
Product: LWamide neuropeptides-like
Exons: 5
Coding region: 1-1416 (471 amino acids)
Source: RefSeq, a predicted model, not a curated record